AUGGAGGGAUGCAAUCCACCCCUUAUCGAUCAAACGAACCCGCCAUCUCCUCACUUCCCUUAUAAAUUUACAGGCUUCGCCAAGAGAGAAGCAUCUGGAGAAGCAGAAGUUGUUCAGAGCAUCAAUAGGCACACUUACCUCAAAGGACCCAUGAACAUGAUCACCUCCGUUGUAAUUCCUCUUGCCUUGGCUGCUUCUUCUCUGUACAUGAUU
Messenger RNA from Eruca vesicaria subsp. sativa (arugula), 213 nucleotides. Lineage: Eukaryota; Viridiplantae; Streptophyta; Magnoliopsida; Brassicales; Brassicaceae. The record is from the annotation of a GenBank genome assembly.